GGGGGGGUUCGGGGGGCUCUAAGGAAUUCAGGGCCUGGUUGCAGCUCCCUGAGUGGGCGCCUGCAUUCUACUACCUCCCAGGAAGGGGAGCGGGAUCUAGAAAGAAUAACUUCACCCUUGCAGGCUUUUCAGGGAGCUCUGAGUUUCAGAACAAGCAAGGGAAGAAGAAAUGGUAAGCAUCUUCUUCAGCCCUGGAGUGCGCACACUUUUACUUGGGACUACAUACUUCAUCCUGCCCUGCUCCUCGCCUGGUCAGAAAGGUGUUUGCUAGAAGCACUGUCAGGGCUGAGCACGCUGGAGAAGGCUGCAGACACUCCCUCUGAGGGCAUGUGCAGCCAAGGAGAGAGACAUUUCUGAGGACAAACAAGUGGGCAUGGGAGGACGCAAGAUGGCCAGAGAUGAAGAAAAUGCCUAUGGUUCCCAGGACCCGGAAGACCAGCAGCCCCUCGCGCAGGAGCGCAGGCUCAGGCUCAUCCUGGCCGGCAGGACCGGAGUGGGCAAGAGCGCCACGGGCAACAGCAUCCUGGGCCACAGGCUCUUCCCGUCCAGGCUCGCGGCCACCCCGGUGACCAGAAGCUGCACCCUGGGGAGCCGCAGCUGGGCCGGGUGGCGCGUGGAGGUCACCGACACCCCCGACCUCUUCACCGCCCAAGGCCGGCACGCGGACCCGGACUGCACCGAGCGGGCCAGCUGCUACCUGCUCUCGGCGCCCGGACCGCACGCGCUGCUGCUGGUCACGCAGCUGGGCCGCUUCACCGCCCAGGACGAGGAGGCGGCGCGCGGCGUCCGCGAGCUGUUCGGCGCCGGCGUCCUGGCGCGCGCCGUGGUCGUCUUCACGCGCCGGGAGGACCUGGAGGGGGCCUCGCUGCACGACUACGUGCGCGCCACCGACAACCGCGCGCUGCGGGCCCUGGUGGCCGAGUGCGGCGGCCGCGUGUGCGCCCUGGACAACCGAGCGGAAGGCGCCGAGCGCGAUGCGCAGGUGGGCGAGCUGCUGGCGCUGGUGGAGCGGCUGGCGCUGGAGCACGACGGCGCGCCCUUCACCGACGACGUGUACGGCCUGGCGUGGGCCCGGCGCCACGCGCGUCCCGAGGACACGCUCCGCCUGGUGGCUGCGCGGCUGGCGGCCCGCGGUCUGGGGCGGGGGUGGGGUCGGCAGUGGGGGCGGGGGCGGCGCUGGCUGGAGGCCACAAGGCGGUUGUGGCCGCUGGCGCUCCUGCUGCUGGGGGGCGCACUGUUACUUGUCCUGCUGCUUCUCCAGCGGGGGGCUCCAGGGCCAGAUUGAAGGCUCUGCCCUUCCAAAUGUGGGGAGCCUGGAGGGUAAAGGGGCUGGGUCAAGGCGCUGAGGGGAACUUAAACCCAAUUUCAAAGGAAACCUGGAGUUUCAGACUGGGAGUCUUAAUGACUCAGGACGCCUUGGACACUGUAUCGACUUUGCAAAGGCUCAAGUUCACUUUUAGCAUUCAAAUGUCACUUUUGACUAUAUGUACACUAUUCAAAUAAAUGUGGUUAACUUUCAAAUG
This is a messenger RNA of Acinonyx jubatus (cheetah), 1523 nucleotides long. RefSeq names its product GTPase, IMAP family member 1 (gene GIMAP1). Gene Ontology annotation, cellular component: endoplasmic reticulum. Lineage: Eukaryota; Metazoa; Chordata; Mammalia; Carnivora; Felidae. The record is from RefSeq and is a predicted model, not a curated record. The transcript is spliced from 3 exons. The coding region runs from base 374 to 1285 and encodes 303 amino acids. Gene Ontology annotation, molecular function: GTP binding.